AUUGCGAGAGACUGGACACGAGAGAAUAACAAUGAUGUCAUACUUUAUGUUUUGAAUUAUAAACAAACGCACAUGUUGUAAAUAUUUAUCUGCUUUUCUUAUUAUAAAUUUUUAUAGUUUUUUGAUAAUAAGUGUAUUUUUCAAGAAAAUCUGUUACGAUUUGAGUCUCAAGUGUAAAAUGGGUAAGAAAGGAAAGAUUGGAAAGCAGAGAAGAGAUAAAUUUUACCACUUAGCUAAAGAAACAGGUUACAGAGCUCGUUCCGCUUUCAAACUGAUUCAAUUAAACCGUAAAUUUGAAUUUCUACAAAAGUCUCGUGUUUGUAUUGACCUUUGUGCGGCACCUGGUGGCUGGUUGCAAGUUGCAUCAAGAUUUAUGCCAAUGUCUAGUGUCAUUAUCGGUGUUGAUCUGGUUUCCAUUAAGCCCAUUUCGAAUGUUAUUACUAUUCAGGCUGAUAUUACUACACACAAAUGUCAACAGGAAAUAAAGAAAGAAUUAAAAACAUGGAGAGCAGACUGCGUAUUAAAUGAUGGUGCACCAAAUGUAGGAUCUGCAUGGUCUCAUGAUGCAUUUACACAAGCUCACUUAACACUGGCUGCAUUGAAACUUGCGUGCAACUUUUUAAAUAAAGGUGGAUGGUUUGUCACAAAGGUGUUUCGUUCCAAAGAUUAUCAGCCUUUGAUGUGGGUAUUUAAUCAACUUUUCAAGAAAGUACAUGCCACAAAACCUCAAGCAUCUAGAAAUGAAUCAGCUGAAAUAUUUGUAGUUUGUCAGGGUUAUAUUGCACCAGAUAAGAUAGAUCCAAGGUUGCUUGACUGGAAAUGCGUUUUUGAAGAAGUGAAUACAGAGCCUGCAAAACAAACAAGUCUUCUCAGUAACAAGAAACAAGCUCGUGCUCAAGGCUAUGAAGAAGGCAAUCUUAGUUUGUUUAAAACAUUAUCAGUCACAGAAUUUGUAAAAAGCAAUAAACCUUUGGACAUCUUGACAAAUGUCAACCAAAUUAUUUUCAAUGACCAGCGAUAUUUAAAACAUGAUUUGACUACAAAUGAAAUCAUCCAAUGUUGUAAAGACAUCAAAGUGCUAGGAAAAGGAGAAGUUCGACAACUUUUAACCUGGCAAGCUAAACUACGGGAUUUAGAAAAUGAUGUGAACGUAAGAAAAGAAGAAGAAAAAGAGGAAAUGCUACAGGAGGUAUCAGUGGAAGAUUUAAUCAAGGAUUUAAAAGAUGAAGAAACAGCAAGUGUAAAAAGAAAACGACGUAAACAGUUUGCUAUGAAAAAACAAUCCCGCGAAAGAAUGCAAGUUGGCGGUGGGACGUCGAGCGAAGGAAACGACGAAGUGGAAUUGUUCAGUUUAAAUAGCAUCAAGAGUAAAAAGAAUCUUGAAAAAAUACACGAAGGACAUGUCAGGGAAGAUGAAUUUGAUGAAGAAAGUUGUGAUAACGAGGAAUCCAGUGAAGAAGAUAUCGACGACUUUGGAGACAAUGCCAAUCCGUUGUUGUUCAAUCCUGAUAAAGAAAAUUAUCCAGAGACAAAAGCGCAACUUUGGUUUGAAAAAGAUAUCUUUAAAGGUGUCGAGACUGCAGAAGAUGAAGAUUUUGAGGUUGAUGAAAUGAUAAAGAGACAUGAGAAGGCUUGUGGUGGUGUGCUACAGGGGAAUGAUUUAGGUAAAUCAAAGCCUGAUUUUUUGAAUGCCGAAUCUGGUGCAAACGAGGUGGAGUCGGAUUCCGGAGAUGAAUCGACUAGUUCCGACAAUAAUGCUGAGGUUGAAAUAGAAGGACCAAAUGAAAACUCAGAGAAUGGGUUUCAAAUAGUGGCACAAAUUACCAAAAGUACGAUGACUCCCGAGGGACUUGCACUAGGAGCACAGAUGGUCAUGUCAAAAAAACGAAAACGCGAAAUAGAAGACGAAGCCUAUCACAGGUGGACUUUCAACGAUGAUCAUUUACCUCAAUGGUUUGUUGAAGACGAAGCUAAACAUUAUCAACGCAAUCUACCAGUCACGAAGGAAGAAAUGUUGGAAUAUAAGAAUAAAUUACGAGAAAUCAACGCUAGACCUAUAAAGAAAAUUGCCGAGGCGAAAGCCAGGAAGAAACAGAAGACGAUGAAACGACUGGAAAGAGCAAGGAAGAAAGCCGAAACGAUUUGUGAAAAUGAUAAUGUGACAGAUAAAGAAAAAGCGCAGCAACUCAAAAAUUUAUACAAGAAAGCUGGAAUUAAAAACAAAAAGCCAGAAGUGAAAUACGUCGUUGCCAAGAAAAGCACGGGUAAGAGAAGCAAACGACCGACUGGUUUGAAGGGGCCAUAUAAAAUGGUCGAUCCAAGGAUGAAAAAAGAUUUACGUGGAAAGCACAAAACAGAUAAAAAACACGGACGAAAAAAAUCGUGAGCUAUUUUAGCGCAGAAAUAAAGUUUGAAAAACUGACUCUGAAGCCAAUAAUGAACGUAAAUAGUUCAAUAUUCAUCUUAUCUAAGCACAUCACUAAGUAUGGACAUGCUUAAUGUUGUAUACUUAGAUAUUAAGGAGUUCAUUAAGAUGCUCAUCAUUCUUCGUGUUACAGGAAUAAUGUUGUAAUAUAAAACAAGUUUUUACAGAAAUUCUUCCAAAAAAAAAAGAAUUUGUUUAAAAA
Messenger RNA from Xenia sp. Carnegie-2017, 2627 nucleotides. RefSeq names its product pre-rRNA 2'-O-ribose RNA methyltransferase FTSJ3-like. The record is from RefSeq and is a predicted model, not a curated record. NCBI's taxonomy places the organism in Eukaryota, Metazoa, Cnidaria, Anthozoa, Malacalcyonacea, Xeniidae. Gene Ontology annotation, molecular function: rRNA (uridine-2'-O-ribose)-methyltransferase activity; rRNA (guanine) methyltransferase activity. Gene Ontology annotation, biological process: rRNA methylation; maturation of LSU-rRNA from tricistronic rRNA transcript (SSU-rRNA, 5.8S rRNA, LSU-rRNA); maturation of 5.8S rRNA from tricistronic rRNA transcript (SSU-rRNA, 5.8S rRNA, LSU-rRNA). Gene Ontology annotation, cellular component: preribosome, large subunit precursor; nucleus; nucleolus.